AUGGGCGCGCCGGUCCUCGCCCCCCGAAGGUCCCCGGAGAGCCGGGCUCCGCGGCCGGUGCAAACAAAGAAGUGGGCACCAGAGCGCUCCACAGGCCGCGAAGGCAUCAGGCGGCCCAGAAACACUCCCCGGAGCGCGCACCUUGGCUUAGCUGGAGCAAGGCACACACCCCACAACAGGGGUGGGCGGGGCCGGGCUGCCAGCCUGCUCUCCCCUGCCUCACGCCCUGUCCCCCUCACCGCCUGCCCCCCUCAGGAGUACUCUCCCAGUUACAAGAGGCGCCGCACUGUGGAGGACUUCAACAAGUUCUGCACCUUCGUUUUGGCCUAUGCUGGCUACAUCCCGUACCCCAAGGAGGAGCCGCCUCUGAGGAGCAGCCCCAGCCCUGCCAACAGCACCGCCGGGACCGUUGACAGCGACGGCUGGGAGGCCGGCUUCCCGGACAUGCCCGCCGCGGUGCCCCUGCCCGUCUCUGACCGCUGCUUCGGCCACCUGCAGCCCAGCCUCCUGCCGCGAGCCAAGCCCAGCAACUUCCUGCUGGACAGAAAGAAGACUGACAAGCUGAAGAAGAAGAAGAAGAGGAAGCGAAGGGACAGCGAAGGGCAGGAGGGGUACAUGGGCAGUCUGCUGAAGCUGGAAGCUGCUGAUCCUUACGUGGAGACCCCCACGAGUCCCCCGCUGCAGGGUCUCCCCCAGACCCCGGGCGACCCCUGCUCCGGCUGGGACUCCGACACUCCCUCCAGCGGCUCCUGUGCCACCGCGUCACCCGAUCAGGUCAAAGAGAUCAAAACUGAAGGCAAACGGACUAUCGUCCGGCAGGGGAAGCAGGUGGUGUUCCGGGACGAGGACAGCACUGGCAACGACGAGGACAUCAUGGUGGACUCAGAUGAUGACUCUUGGGACCUCGUGACCUGCUUCUGCAUGAAGCCGUUCGCCGGCCGCCCCAUGAUCGAGUGCAACGAGUGCCACACCUGGAUCCACCUGUCCUGCGCGAAGAUCCGGAAAUCCAACGUGCCGGAAGUGUUCGUCUGUCAGAAGUGCCGGGACUCCAAGUUCGAUAUCCGCCGUUCUAACCGGUCCCGAAUGGGCUCCCGGAAGCUGUUUCUGGACUGACAGCUGGCGAGCGAGGUGUCGGGAGGGACCCGUGUGCUUCGGCCCCUCCGAGUUGAGCACAGAACUCCCCGCGCGGUGCGGGCAGACCCUGCCGUUCAGGUGCCUAAGCAAAAGGACAGGCCGUCCGAGCCGAAACUGUACAUAGCCAGUGACUGAAUAAAGUCUCCGUGGGCCAGAGCUGCUGCUGGAGCUGUUCUCCGCAGUGGGCGCCCAGAGCUGGGCCUUCCCCUAGCAGCGGGGUAGGCGCGCCCUGAGUGCCUGCCCGGCUGGCCCAGGGGAAGCGGCAGCUCUGCCUCGGCCGCCUCGUUCUGCCUCUUUCCGGCGCUAGGAGCGGCCGGGAGCGCGCUGCGCCUGUGGGCCUCUGCCUCUGCCGCAAGUGUCUGUACAGCAGCAUUCCAGCUGCCCCUGGCGGGCCACCCUCUUCCCGCCUCCUCGGGGUCCCUACCGGGGUCCUCAGGUCUCACCCGAGCAGGCGCCCUGGGCAGCACCUUGGCCAGUGAUCCCCAGUUUUCCUCUGUCUGUUAAAAGGGACAGGAUGUGGCCGCUUCUCUGGAAGGGGGUCGAGGUGUGCUGUGUUCAUAACUGUUUUCCUGUUUUGCACGAUGUAAAAACCUGUCUUUUUGCACGAAAUAGCCAAAAGUAUUGGCAGAUCUCUGCCUGGGUGCCCUCUGGCUGGUGUAGCUGCGCCUGGGCAAGCGAGGGCCGUUUGGGUCUUCUCCUGCCCUGUCCAGGGGCAGGGCGAGGCUAGGUGGGCUCUGGCGUGUCUUCCUCUCUCAGUGGGCAGGCCGCUCUGAUUCUUGCUCCCCGGUGCCCAUUCAGGCUGGCCUGCUGGUCCCUCGGGGGAGGCUGGCGGCAAGGCCCCUCUGGUUGGAGCUGGUGAGGGGCGCACGCCCCACUGGCCGCUGGGAACAUGGCCUUGAGCUGUGCAGAGUUCUCCAGAGCGCAAGUCUGAUGCCACCCGUGUCCUGCAGCCCCGCCUGGAGAAGCCCCUGCCGGCUCCACCCCGCCAGCAGGCCCUGGGCUCGGUGGCCCUGGGGUGUCGGCAGAGGGCCUUGUGCUGCUUCAAGGUCGCCGUGGCGCGCCACAGUUCAGAUACUGUUCUCAGCGUUGUUUCUCACUGGGUGCCGGGUGGCGGUUUCCAUGAGUGUUUUUCCUUGUGGAGCGCAGCGUGGGCGGCUGCUGGGCUGGACCCCUCCCUGGGUGGGCUCCAUCCACGUUGUCCUUGCCGAGCCCUACGGGGGUCUUGAGCUGUGUGGUUUGAGGAGUCAGAGGCCAAGUUUGUCUAGUGUCUUUCAUGCUUGACCAGCCAACUACCUUUCUUUUUUUUUUCCAACUUUGUUGAUUCUGUUGCUAAUAUUAACACAAAAAUAGAAGUAGUUUCUGAAACCUAGUUUAUUGUGAAGAUCCCCAGGGGAGAAGCUGCUGUGGAGGCAAAUGGGGAGAAGCUGGCUGAGAAACCACCUUCUCCCCAGACCAGAGCCUGGUCUGAGCAGGGCGAACAGCCAGGAAAAGUUGGGAGGAUUUGCCAAAGAUUUGCCCCUUGACAUGGCCUGUCCAGUGUCUUCAACAUGAGAAUAGCCAAAGUUCCAAAGUGUUUUAUUUUUUUUUAAACUCUUGACAAGGUUUUAAAAGUGUUCGAGAAGAUGCGUGAUUUUAGUGCGGCGCCGCCAGCCCGCCCGUGGCCUGUCUUGGGCCCUGAAGCCUGGUGACACCUCUGGAAGCUUCCGUGUUCAUCUCCAUUUCUGUUUUCCUUUUUGUUCUUUUAACAGAUCUACCCUGUGGGUGGUGUCUCCGUCAGGACACCUUGGUUUUGUUAGAGUGAGCUGGGCAGCUGCAGUCAGCUUCCUUUUCCACAGUAGGCUGGCCUCGGCCCGUCCGGGGGCCCCUGGUGGGUGACAGUGAAGCCAGGGGAGGAGAGCUGUCGGCCACCCCAGUCAGUGCCAGCCCUGCCCUUUGGCUUUGGCCAGGCCCGACACUUAACACCGUUUACAUGGUUCUGUGUAAUUAUAACGUUUAUGUGUAUAAAGCGAAGCUGUUUCUGUGAAACUGUAUAUUUUGUAAAUAAAUAUAUUGCUA
Condylura cristata (star-nosed mole) is the source of this 3189-nucleotide messenger RNA. It is a transcript of the gene PHF13, whose product is annotated as PHD finger protein 13. The record is from RefSeq and is a predicted model, not a curated record. Gene Ontology annotation, biological process: mitotic chromosome condensation. The transcript is spliced from 4 exons. Bases 1 to 1113 code for a protein of 370 amino acids. NCBI's taxonomy places the organism in Eukaryota, Metazoa, Chordata, Mammalia, Eulipotyphla, Talpidae. Gene Ontology annotation, molecular function: chromatin binding.